Messenger RNA from Frankliniella occidentalis (western flower thrips), 1883 nucleotides. Its product is annotated as CKLF-like MARVEL transmembrane domain-containing protein 4. The coding region runs from base 203 to 751 and encodes 182 amino acids. Gene Ontology annotation, cellular component: membrane. The record is from RefSeq and is a predicted model, not a curated record. The transcript is spliced from 4 exons. Lineage: Eukaryota; Metazoa; Arthropoda; Insecta; Thysanoptera; Thripidae.
GCCCGCGACGCGGCGCACCAGUGAGUACCCAGGCUCCGUCCACGAAGCCCCUUUUCCGCGCCGCGUCCCAGUCGCUCCGCCCCGCGCCGCGCGCCGCAGUCCGCGAGUGCAGUGUGGUGUUGUUGUAGUGCAGUGCACAGCCCAGGAGGAUUACCCCGUUGGAUCUUUUGAGCACUCCACUCCGCCCCGCCCCGCCGCCAGGAUGAUGACCGAGACGGCCGUGACGGUGACCACCGGGCACCCCCAGCAGGCGCACCCCCAGCAGCACCCCACCGUCAAGACGGACCCGGGCCAGUCGCCGGGCAGCCUGUCCUGGAUGCGCAUCAACGUCAACUACUUCAAGACCCUGCCCGGCAUCCUCAAGCUGGUGCAAGUGGUGCUCGGUAUCCUGUGCAUGGCGCUCGCCUCCCCAGCGUACCUCGGAGCCACUCACUGGUUCCUCUUCGUGGUCGUGUCCGCCUUCAUCGCCACCCUCAUCUGGAUCUUCGUGUACCUGCUCGGCAUCAGGGAGGCCCUUAGGCUGCCUAUCAACUGGAUCUUGACGGAGCUGAUCAAUACUGGAAUCAUGACACUCCUGUACUUCAUUGCCUUCAUCGUCCAACUGGCUGCCUGGUCACCACUGUACGCGUACUACAGAGGUUCCAACAUUGCGGCAGGAGUGUUCGGCCUUUUCAACUUCAUCGCGUACGCGGCGGGGACGUACUCGCUGUACUUGGAGUGGAAGGGCGCGCCGGUGACUGUGAACCAGUGAGGACCUGCUGCGUGUAUUGGGCUGCCUCUCACCGCCAGCAUAAUACGACUGUUUUUGUUAUCAUUUUGUCAUAUUUUAUUUCUUAUCUUUUCUGAUUUUGUAAAAAAGGCGAGAGCCUGGUGUGACGGGAUAAAUAGACGAGAUCUAUUCCCCGGUUGGCUCGUGCAAGUUGAUAUUGUUUCGUAUGACAUAUCCACGCUUUGUAAAAGCAUGCAAAACGUAGGUUGAUUGUAGGGUUUCACCUUGAGUUGAGCUCUUGCCAAGCAUGGUAUGUUUACUGUAUUCCUCACUGUGUACGAUGUUUCGUAGCGAUCCGACUGAGUGUUUUAUGCCUAGAACAAACCAAAUCCUGCUUGCGCCACAAAAAAGACGAUUAAUACAUUUUGGCUAAAGUGUGAUUUCAAUUUUUAUUUCGAAGACAGUGCACUGCAAAAAUUUUAUUAUCACUGUAGUCACACACGUACUUAAUAUUUUUGUAGAACCAUUCCAACCGCCUUAUAUGCGAACACGGAAAUUCUUUUUAAGUACGGGAUGUGUAAAUGAAAAUACGCCACACUAGUCGACUUCAUAAAAGUUAUUUUUAUCAGAGAUUUUGUUUUCUUCAGUAUUGUUUCGACCGUUUAGGCAAUUACGUCAAGCGAAUUUAUAUAUACAUUCAUAAUAAACUUCAGUGUGGUAGUGUGUGAAUGGAUAGAAAGCAUGCAUGGGCAUUGGGUGUGUGAGAGUGAGAAUGUGAGAGAAACUUAAAAGUCAGUGUGUAAUUGUUGUGUAAAUGGCCCCCCUAUUGUGUGAAAAUAGCCUGUAAGUAUUUAAUUUAAUUUUGUUAUGAGUGAAAUACCUAUUUUAUAAUGAGCUUUUAUAAGUUACGAUUGGACUUCGCUCCCCGAGGUUCCUGGCCUUGGAUACCAAGAAAAAAUAACCAAUUCCUGGGAGUGCAAAAAUAUUAACCUAGAUACAGAGCCUACAAACUAGUAUUACCGCAGAAUUUGUGUCUCUUUACACCCUGGGUGUUCCAAAACUAUUUGGGACUUCAGUUAUUUUGUCGUGUAAUUGAAAGAUUAUAUUGUUCAAUGCCAUAGUAAGUGUUUUAUUUGUCACAAACUCAACUGAAUAAAUGUUAAUAAUCAAUUCA